Molecule: messenger RNA, 5457 nt
Organism: Candida dubliniensis CD36
Lineage: Eukaryota; Fungi; Ascomycota; Pichiomycetes; Serinales; Debaryomycetaceae
Product: snoRNA-binding rRNA-processing protein
Exons: 1
Coding region: 1-5457 (1818 amino acids)
Biological process (GO): maturation of SSU-rRNA from tricistronic rRNA transcript (SSU-rRNA, 5.8S rRNA, LSU-rRNA); positive regulation of transcription by RNA polymerase I
Cellular component (GO): small-subunit processome; 90S preribosome; t-UTP complex
Molecular function (GO): snoRNA binding
Source: RefSeq, a predicted model, not a curated record
AUGUCUAGUUUAGCUUCACAGUUACAGUCAAUUAAUGAGAAGACUGCUUCUGUUGCAUUGGAUAGAAAGCAACGUUCAAAGAUACAUUCACGAUCAUUGAUAUUUGAGCCAAAACAAGCAGCAACACAGGACUAUGAAUAUGUUUAUGAAAUUGCUACAGAAGGUCUCGAUGACUUGUGUGAAUUAGACUCUAGAUUUAAUAAAUUCAAACUGACUUUGUUUUCUGAAACUUCUGUCAAUUUGGAUAGAAAUUUACAAACCAAAGAUGUUGUUAGUCAAUUGGAUAAGAAUAUUGAUGCGUUCUUGACAUUAGUGGGUCCUUAUUAUGGGUUGACAUCAUCCUUAAAAGCAGUUGAAUGGCUUGUUAGAAGAUUUCACGCAAACAUACAUAAUGCUGAGCUAAUGAUUUUAACUGCAUUGCCAUAUUUUCAACAGCCAGUAUUUGUGAAGGUAUUGAAUGUGAUUCCAAAACAAAGCUUGCCACAAAUAUUUGAAUGGCUUGUGGGUUAUAAAGAUCAAUUGAAAACCCCGCCAUCAUCGUCCAUCCUCAAGGCUUUUCGCAAUGACUUUCAUUUUUUCAACUUUUACAGUAAGUUUUUGAACGACCAAAUCAGAAAUCAUACAGUUUAUAAAGAGCAAUUGGUUUUCUAUUUAUCUAAUACAGUUCAGCUUUUGGCAUCUUUUUCCAAGAACAUUGAAGAGUUGAAUGAAAACCAUAUUCCUGUGGUUCUUGAGACUACUGCUUUAAUGUUAUCACCACAACAAAAACCCAAAUACUCCUCGUCUAUCAACUCAGACUUAAAAUUGACAUCAUAUUCGAUCAUUUCAGUGCUUAGCUCGAUUUUCCCAUUUUCUCAUGAUAUAUUGAAGUCGUUAACCGUGAGCAUAUUAGAAGAUGAAGAUGCUUUGAAAGAAUUCACCAAACCAACCUUAAUUGUUUUAUCUCAACUAUGGAAACAUUUUCAAGGAGAAUUGAAAGUUAUGCAGGUUUUCAAGAAUUUUAAGAUUGGCCAACACGAGUUGGAAGUUUUGGAUGAAUUAAAGAGCGAAAACUACAAAUUGGCUACGUUCAUCAUGUUGAUUUUCAUCUCAACUUUCCCUUCUAAUGAAUCGUACAAGUUGUUGCCUUUCGUCGAUUUGUCAAAUAAGUUAUUUUUUGAAACUACAACAAAGUUGGUUUUGCAAAAUUCGGCCACACACGAAGAUUCAAUUAGAUCCAACUUGACCAAGAUUGCCCAAUCCUUAAUUAAAUUGGAUCCUAAGUUGUUCCAAACAACUCUUGAAAGUGAGAACUGGAAAAUAGACGAGUUAGAAUUGAAGCUCAUGUCUGUACUUAUCGAAAACAAGAAUGACGAAGCUGAGUUUGAUGCUGGCGAUGAGGAUAAUGCAGUUGAGGAUAUUGAAAUUGUAAGUGCUACUGAUUUUACUAAAUUGCAAUCAACAGCAAAGAGCUAUUUCAAUACGGAAUACGAUGAAGAAUUUAACUUGAUAUUGAAAGAAUUGAAAAGUGUUUUGUCUGAAUCUGAUGCUAAACUACAUGUUUCUGUCAUAUUGUCGUUUUUGCAAAAGGUAUUUACAUCACCAGUGGUGGCAUUGACAUUUGUUUUCCGAGUUGCAUUAACCCCUGCUGUUCCGUUGUCUAUCAGAUUAUCGGCCAUUAAGAUUAUUAGAAUUAAAAUUAGGAAUGCUGCAAAUGGCACAACUGACUUUUACUUGCUAAUUCCAUUUAUAUUGUUAGCAAUGUUUGAUAACUCAAAGUUGAUUAGAUCAGGAUUUGCUCAAAUUUUACGAUUAAUUAUUGAAAUCAAAACUAAGCUUGCCACGGGGGCUACUUUAUUUUUGGAAAAGGAAAUUUAUGGGUCUGUUUCUGACAAGAAAUACCCAACUCCUCAGGACGCCUUGUUUCUUUGCAGUUUGUUGAGUGAAGACAAUGUUAAGGAUAUUGUAUUAGAUCCAUCGAGAGUUACUAAUGUUUUAUUUGACAGUAUCUUUAAAGCAAAGAAUGGAAAAGCUAAACCAGGUAAGUACUUCAGAUUGUUUAUUUUUACUCAGUGGUCGUUAGGCUCGUUGCCAAUUGUUUUAAAAGCAAACGCUUGGAAAAUUGUGGCACAAGUUAACAAAACAGGAACUGAUGAUAGGUUUUUUUUCUUGGAUGGAGACGUUGAAGGUUAUUUUAACAAGCGUAAUGUUUGGAUUGAUCAAGCAUCCAUUGCUGGUAUUUCAUUCUUUGAUAAUGUCGAAGUGUCAAUUGUUGGUUUAGUUGGUGGUGUUACUUCAAAUGAUAAGAAUAGUAACAUAGAGAGUGAAUGGUUGUGUAAAGCAUUGCAAAAUGCAUCUGGAAAUUUACAGAUGACAGCUAAUGAUCGUGUUCUUGACACUUUUGAGGCAUUCAAACCAAUUGAGGCAAGAUUGAAAAUUGUCAAUAAAUUGGUAGAUAUCUUGAUCAAUGAUGAUAUUGUUGAUUUUGAUCCAAUGGCGACAUUACAAGAAUUAAAUAUUGAUCGCAAUUUGUUUUUACAGGCAUUGACGAGUGUACAAAUUGGUGAUCAAAUUCCAGAGCAGGGUAUUGCUAAAAGAAGAAGAAGGUCUUCAAAUUCUACCAAACAAGCCAUGGUGAGAGAUGAAAUUAACAAUAUGGCAUCUGGGCAUUUGAAGAAGCUCACAUUUUUGUUGGAAGUAUUGGAAUCUAGUCUUCGAAAGAAAAGAAAUGUUGCUGGCCCUGAUUUGUUAAAAGUACUAUUCAAAAUUUUGACUGACUUGGAGUACUUGGGGAACGAUGGUAACUUGCCUGUUCUUUAUGCUCAAGAAACAUUAGCAUCAUGUAUGCUUUUGAGUAUUGUUAAUUUAAAAUCAUCUUCUAAAGAAGUCAAGUUUGAUUCUAAUUCGAUUAGAGCAGAUUUAAUUGUUAACUCCAUUAGAGCAUCGCCAUCACCACAAGUUCAAAACAGAUUAUUGUUGGUUAUAGCAGAGUUAGCAACUUUGGCUCCAGAAGUAAUCUUGCAUUCGGUGAUGCCAAUUUUUACAUUUAUGGGUGCUCAUACCAUUAGACAAGAUGAUGAAUUUUCUAGUUCUGCAUUGCAACAAACGGUUGCAAAAGUCAUUCCUGCAUUGGCUUGCAAUGGGUUAUCUCCUGUUAAUAAUGAAAUUGAGUUUUUAUUGGCUAGUUUUGCCACUGCAUUCCCACAUGUUCCAAGACAUCGUCGUGUGAAGUUGUUUGUAUCCUUGACUAAAACUUUGGGCUGUGCUUCCUCUAUGCAUUUAAUUUUGUUUUUGAUGGGUCAACAAUAUGCCAACAAUGUUCAUAAAAAUAAAAAUGGAGACUCACAGUCGGUUGUUGAGUUUGUACAAGGUUAUAUGAAGGCGUUUUCCGCUGAAGAACAGCUUGAGGGAGUUGUUGCAUUCACUAAAUUGUGGAAUGAUAUCCCUCAAAAUCAACUUGAACCUGGCUCAGAAGAGUUUGAAGCUUUGAAUAAUCGUCCAGUUUUCGGUACCACAAUCGUAACAUUGGGUGAACCUGGUUUGGCAGUGUUGAGGGACGAUUUGUUGCAGUUUUUAGUUGAGGUUUUGAAUUCAGAGAAUAAACAUGAGCUUUCUUCAUUGAAAACAAAAAUGGCUUUGGUUUUCAUUGAUGAAGAAGAUAACGAGGCCGUUGAAAAAGAACUGGUUUUAGGUAAGUUCAGAGAAGCUACUUCGUUUACCUUGGCUAGUUUGGAUACUUUUACAAACUCCCAUCCUGACUUCAAGUUAUGUUCUACAUUGUAUGAAUUAUUGGGCAAUUUAUUAGACUUGUUACCUUUGAAUUAUUUCAUUGAUUCAAUUGUCACUUCAUUGGAUGUUGAUACAUUGUCUGACUCCUUGUCGAUAAAAGUUGCUAGAAACUAUGCUGUCUUAGCAAGCAGAAAAUUUGAAACCGAAUUGAAUGUUGCCCAUUGCGACCAAGUUGUUAUUGAAUCCGUAAUUAACAAUUUGUUGCCAGUAUUGAUUAAAGGUAUCAAGAAAAAUAUUGAUGUCGAGUUGCAACAGGCUUACUUGGAUACCUUUUCCACCAUUGUUAAUAAGUUUGGAGCAUCAAGUACUGAGUUUACCCUGGGUGAAGUUUCCAAAGUUCUUAUUGAAUCUUUGGGUAUUGUUACUACAGACCGUGGUUUAUUGAAUGAACAACCAGAAGUCAUUAUUGCUUCCAUAAACGCUAUCACGAGCAUUGUUGAUAUUUUGGGAGUUAAGACACUUGGUUUGUUUCCUAAAGUUGUGCCCCCUGCCCUUAAAAUUUGGGAAUCAACUAACUCAUUGGAAGACAAGGAAAGUGCUAAAUUGUUGCAAGGUUCAGUGUUGGCUUUAUUCUCAUGUUAUAUAAAAAAGAUUCCUGCGUUUAUGUCAACUACUUUAGAAGCUGUUUUGGUUACUAUUUUGUCUAGUGAUUUGAUUGAUAACCAAAUUAGAUCUAGUGUUUUGGAUUUGAUUGUUGACCAUAUGGACUUGGCUCAAGUUUUGAAAUCGUUAUGUAACGUUUGGCUUGUCAAGAAGUUUUACACGAAUGACAAUUCAGGAAACAUUGGUUUAUUUUUAAAGACUUUACAAGCUACAAUAGACAAAAUGGAGAAGAAGCAGGCCACGACUCAGGCAACAUUAUUUAUGAGAUGGCUUAUCAGUGCCUUUGAAUUCAGACAGUAUUCUGAAGAUGAUGAUAAUAAGUUUGACAACAACACAAUUCAUAGAUUAGAAAGCUCUUUCCAUGGGUGUGCCAUAGCUUUUGUUAUGAAAUUGAACGAUAAAAGCUUCAGACCAUUGUUUGCAAACUUGGUGAGAUGGGCUGUUGAUGGCGAAGGCGCCACGUUGAAAACUAAUGAAGUCUCUAGGUUGUUGGCAUUUUUCCGUUUCUUCAACAAAUUGCAAGAUGAAUUGAAGAGUAUUAUUACGUCCUAUUUCUCAUACUUGUUAGAUCCAACGUCGGCGUUAUUAAAGAGAUUUAGCGAAGGUAGUCUUGUUGCAACCAAUUUGAGAAGAAUAGUUUUGAUUGGGUUAACUUCUUCGUUUAAAUAUGAUCAAGACGACUACUGGUCACAACAAGGAAGAUUCGACAGCAUUUGUUCUCCAUUAUUAAGCCAAUUAUCCAACAUUGAAGAUUCCAUUGGUAAAUACUUGGUUAAAUCAAUUAGCACAUUUGUCACUGAUGUUUCCUCGGACGAAUACAAUGAAACGUUGGUACACGAAUUGAUCAAGUACAUUUCCAAUGCUAAUGAAAACUCUGCGGCUACCAAGAUCUGGAGUAUUCGUACAUUGAAAACGAUUUUCCAGAAGAUGGGAGAACAGUGGUUGUCUUACUUGCCAACGUUGGUUCCAUAUAUUGCAGAAUUAUUAGAGGAUGACGAUGAAGAAGUCGAAAUGGAAGUUAGACGUGGUUUGGUUAGAGUUAUUGAAAAUGUUUUGGGUGAGCCAUUAGAUAGAUACUUGAGUUAA